This is a messenger RNA of Alternaria ethzedia, 1059 nucleotides long. RefSeq lists its product as uncharacterized. The transcript has 5 exons. Gene Ontology annotation, biological process: intracellular signal transduction; protein phosphorylation. Lineage: Eukaryota; Fungi; Ascomycota; Dothideomycetes; Pleosporales; Pleosporaceae. Gene Ontology annotation, cellular component: nucleus; cytoplasm. Bases 1 to 1059 code for a protein of 352 amino acids. Gene Ontology annotation, molecular function: MAP kinase activity; ATP binding. The record is from RefSeq and is a predicted model, not a curated record.
AUGCCUCCAGCGGGGAGUGGCAGCUCUAGAAAGAUCUCUUUCAAUGUCUCAGAGCAGUACGAUAUCCAAGAUGUCGUCGGAGAGGGCGCAUACGGUGUUGUUUGCUCCGCAUUACACAAGCCGUCAGGCCAGAAGGUCGCCAUCAAGAAGAUCACGCCCUUUGACCACUCCAUGUUCUGUCUGAGAACACUGCGAGAGAUGAAGCUACUCCGGUACUUCAAUCACGAGAACAUCAUCUCCAUUCUCGACAUCCAGAAGCCUCGGAACUACGAGACCUUCACCGAAGUGUACCUGAUCCAGGAACUCAUGGAGACCGACAUGCACCGCGUCAUUCGCACACAGGAGCUUUCGGACGACCAUUGCCAGUACUUCAUCUACCAGACCCUGCGCGCGCUGAAGGCCAUGCACUCCGCAAACGUGCUUCAUCGCGAUCUCAAGCCCUCCAACUUGCUCCUCAACGCCAACUGCGAUCUCAAGGUCUGCGAUUUCGGUCUGGCUCGAUCAGCUGCCUCGACUGAGGACAACUCCGGGUUCAUGACGGAAUACGUUGCAACGCGAUGGUACCGUGCGCCCGAGAUUAUGCUUACCUUCAAGGAGUACACAAAGGCCAUCGAUGUAUGGAGUGUGGGAUGCAUUCUAGCAGAGAUGCUUAGCGGAAAGCCUCUGUUCCCAGGAAAGGACUACCACCACCAGCUUACGUUGAUUCUCGAUGUGCUCGGCACACCCACCAUGGAAGACUACUACGGUAUCAAGUCCCGCCGAGCUCGCGAAUACAUCCGAUCGCUGCCCUUCAAGAAGAAGAUCCCGUGGAAGGCCAUGUUCCCCAAGACCAACGACCUGGCGCUUGACCUGCUUGAGCGGUUACUCGCUUUCAACCCCGUCAAGCGUAUUACAGUCGAGGAUGCGCUCAAGCACCCGUACCUUGAACCCUACCACGACCCAGAUGACGAGCCGACCGCCGACCCGAUUCCAGAGGAGUUCUUCGACUUUGACAAGAACAAGGACAACCUGACAAAGGAGCAGCUGAAGCUCCUCAUCUACCAGGAGAUUAUGCGAUAA